GUCACUAAUCCGCGCCACGGCCGCCAUGCAGGUCUUCCUCGGACGGAGCCGGGUCGCGUGGGGCGCCUGGCGGCAGCAGCAACAACCAUCCUUUCCCCGGCGCAGCUCCGCUGGCUACUCGACGGCCCUGAGGGUGGCCGGGGGCUCCGGCAAAGGUACAUCAGUACGAGGGGGAAGGUCCUCACAGAAUGAAAGAUCCCGGAGGGAGCCUGGAAUUCCCAGGACAGAGAAGAUGGAGGUUGACCAGGACUGGACAAGUGUAUAUCCAGCUGCAGCAGCUUUUAAGCCCUCUGCUGUACCACUCCCUAUUAGAAUGGGCUACCCGGUGAAAAGAGGCGUACCUCCAGUAAAAGAAGGCAACCUGGAACUUGUAAAGAUUCCCAAUUUCUUGCAUCUGACACCAGUUGCCAUCAGGAAGCACUGUGCUGCUCUUAAAGACUUCUGCACAGAGUGGCCAACUCUUCUGAACAAUGAGGAGAAAUGUAUGCAGCACUUUCCCAUAGAAGUUGACACAGUAGACUAUGUUUCAGCAGGUCCAUCUGUUCGUAAUCCUAAAGCAAGAGUCGUGACUCUAAGAAUUAAGCUUUCAAGCCUCAACUUGGAUGACCAUGCGAAGAAGAAGCUCAUUAAACUUUUAGGAGAGAGGUACAGCAAGGGCACAGAUACCCUUACCAUUACAACAGACAGGUGCCCUUUAAGAAGACAAAAUUAUGACUAUGCAGUGUAUCUCCUAACAGUUCUAUUUCAUGAAUCAUGGAAAACAGAACAGUGGGAAAAAGACAAGACAGAGGCUGACAUGGAAGAGUAUGUCUGGGAGAACAGUGCAUCUGAAAAGAAUGCUUUGGACACGUUGCUCCGAAUAAGAUCAGUUGAAAAAGCUGAAGAAGUCAGCAGAGAGGAGCUUCUUGCCUCAGAGAUCAUUCUGUCUUAUAAAAACUCAAUAGUUGCAUUGAGAAAUGAAGGAGAAAAUGAGAAGAACCUUUUUCAGUAUAAGAACUCUGUCAAAAAACUACUAAAUAUUAAUAGCUCGUAGAACUAUUUCUAGUGGAGUUGGAUAUGUACAUGUACAUAUGCAGAUGUACCCACAAAAAUGUACAUAAUAAAAUUUACAGCAGUAUCCAGUUUAAUCUUAA
Messenger RNA from Sceloporus undulatus (fence lizard), 1133 nucleotides. RefSeq names its product mitochondrial ribosomal protein S35 (gene MRPS35). Lineage: Eukaryota; Metazoa; Chordata; Lepidosauria; Squamata; Phrynosomatidae. The transcript has 8 exons. Gene Ontology annotation, cellular component: mitochondrial small ribosomal subunit. Gene Ontology annotation, molecular function: structural constituent of ribosome. The record is from RefSeq and is a predicted model, not a curated record. The coding region runs from base 26 to 1033 and encodes 335 amino acids. Gene Ontology annotation, biological process: mitochondrial translation.